Messenger RNA from Aspergillus novofumigatus IBT 16806, 670 nucleotides. RefSeq names its product dolichyl-diphosphooligosaccharide--protein glycosyltransferase subunit 4. Lineage: Eukaryota; Fungi; Ascomycota; Eurotiomycetes; Eurotiales; Aspergillaceae. The coding region runs from base 299 to 538 and encodes 79 amino acids. Gene Ontology annotation, cellular component: oligosaccharyltransferase complex. The record is from RefSeq and is a predicted model, not a curated record. The transcript has 2 exons.
GUACGACAUCCAAUUAAUCUACUUCCGUAAUUCCAGCUGUCAACUUGCGAUACCACCAUUGCCUGCCACUCAUCUACAGCAGUCAAUCUUCGCUUCAACAGAGUCCUCAAUUCAUUGUUUGUUUAGUGCUGCGGGAGUAUUGAUUGUUGAACAAGUCAAUUCAUUCAGACAACUCCCAAACAGCUUCAUUUUGCGACCGGUCGCACUGCUACUUAGCUCAACCCCCCCUGGACUGUCCAUUCCAACGCUAGCGUUCAUUUCAGAUACUUCGCGUACAAGAAUACUCCACUACAUCAACAUGAUUUCCGACGACGAUCUCUACCGUCUGGCCAUCUUCCUUGGAUCGUGCGCUAUGAUGAUGAUAGUACUCUACCAUUUCCUCGAAGUCAAUGCGAAGGACGAUACCGUUGAAGGAGAAGUCCCCGGUGUCAAGAAGUCGGUCGAAGGUUCUACUACUGCCGGUGUAACGCCGGCACCGGCUGCCGCGGCCGCGGCCGCGGGGGGCACAUCAGCAAUUGGAGGUGGGAAGGACCGGUAGCUAUUGUAUACUUGGGGAUCACGUUUCAGCAUGAAGGAGGUUUGGUUUGUACGGAGGUGACUCUGAGAGUCGGGCAGGAUUGUCUGUAGAAUACCCAUGCAAGCAUUGCAGUCACAAUGAAUGUCCUCUUAA